AUGCUGCGGCGCGUUCCUCGCGCUCGGUUGCUGUCGUCUGCGUGCGCGCGCAAGUCGUACAGCCGCUGGGACUUCCUGCCUCGAGUGGAGGUGGCGCCACCACGCGAAGCUCGAGCCCCGCCGCCGCCUCUUCCGUCGCCAAAGUAUCUGGACAUCCGCGGUCGAUGCACACUCGAGUACGUCGACGUCCCGCCGCUGGAGGAAGCUCUGAGGGGCCAUGAGGCUUCCGUGACGAUCGUGCUGGUGCAUGGCGCACCGGGCAGCUACAACGACUUCCGCCACUUAAUUCCUGUGCUGGAGCACCACCACCCGCACUUGAGGAUCAUUGGCAUCAACUUACCAGGCUACGCAGGCUCGAAGGUGGCGAAGGAACACUAUCUAGAGGACAUUAGCGCGCUGCCGACUGCCAGUUUGGCUCUAGAAGCAGUGAAGCAGCUCUACGCGGGACAAGAAGGAAGCGACAAUGUGUUCUUGGUUGGCCACUCCUUUGGAGCCCACACUGUGAUCAACAUGGCCGCGUUGCAUGCGACUGAGAGCAAGGACGUCAAGGUUCGAGGGAUGGCGUUGCUGGCCCCUGCUGGUUGUCGGCCUCACAAGGUGUUGAGGCCCAGAGAGAGCGCAAUGGUGGUCAAGUUGAUGCGGACGGGGAACCCCGUGGUUAAUGCGUUCAUCCCGCCCUUCAUCAAGUUGGUUUACACCAGGCUACUGGGCUUCCCCAGUGACGCACCGUCCGGUCACUACAUCGCCGGUCUUGUACGUGCAGGAACUACCGACUUUGGAGUGAUCCGAGAGCACGUGGAGAUGCUGCGCAGGCAGAAGCUGCCGUCGCUUGUUGCGUGGUCACAGAACGAUGAGUUCAUGGAGGAAGAGAUCCCUCUUGAGCUCGCGCGGCUUUGCCAUCCCGGCCCGCGUCUUGCAUUUGCUGGUGGAGGCCACAACGUGCAGAAGACGCGAGCAGAGCAAGUUGCGGGGGCCUUGGCCAAGUGGAUCGAGGACGUCUUAGGCGAAGACGGCGCAGGGGAUCAGCAAUUAACUCAAAGUUUACCGUAG
Molecule: messenger RNA, 1050 nt
Organism: Phytophthora sojae
Lineage: Eukaryota; Oomycota; Peronosporomycetes; Peronosporales; Peronosporaceae
Exons: 1
Coding region: 1-1050 (349 amino acids)
Molecular function (GO): catalytic activity
Source: RefSeq, a predicted model, not a curated record